Molecule: messenger RNA, 1327 nt
Organism: Ananas comosus (pineapple)
Lineage: Eukaryota; Viridiplantae; Streptophyta; Magnoliopsida; Poales; Bromeliaceae
Product: peroxidase A2-like
Exons: 4
Coding region: 12-1010 (332 amino acids)
Biological process (GO): hydrogen peroxide catabolic process; response to oxidative stress
Molecular function (GO): peroxidase activity; heme binding
Source: RefSeq, a predicted model, not a curated record
AAGAAGAAGAAAUGUCAUCUUAUUCUUCUUCUAUUUCUUCAACAACUCUAGUCAUCUUCUUUGUACUUCUACUUCGCGGCACCGAAGCUCAAUUGAGCUCCGACUUCUACGAUCACACGUGCCCGGAUGUGUACCAUAUCGUGCGCAGCGUAAUCAAGCACGCACACAAAUCCGACAUUCGGAUCUACGCGAGCCUUAAUCGCCUUCACUUCCAUGACUGCUUCGUCCAAGGUUGCGAUGGAUCAUUGUUGUUGGAUAGUAGCUCGACGAUAGUGAGCGAGAAGAAUGCGAUUGGGAACAAUAAUUCCUUACGGGGAUUUCCCGUGGUAGACGCGAUCAAAGAGGCACUAGAGCAUGCUUGUCCUGGCGUGGUCUCAUGCGCGGAUAUCCUCGCCCUCGCAGCUGAAGCUUCUGUAGAAUUGUCUGGUGGCCCCAAGUGGUGUGUGCUGCUGGGAAGGCGGGACAGCACAACGGCAAACCUGACCGGCGCCCAAAACCUUCCAAGCCCCUUCGACAGCCUGCAGGCACUCCGGUCAAAGUUCUCCGCCGUCGGCCUCAACGACACUGAUCUCGUCGCCUUAUCAGGAGCACACACUUUCGGUCGAGCACAAUGUGGGAUCUUCAGCUACCGACUAUACAACUUCAGCGGGACGGGCCAGCCCGACCCGACGCUGAACGGAGACUACCGGGUCCAAUUACAGCAGAACUGCCCGCAAAACGCGAACUUCAACAGAUUGAACAAUCUCGAACCGACCAUGCCCGACAUUUUCGACUACAACUACUUCCUCGACAUCGAGAACAACCGCGGCCUCCUGCAGUCCGACCAAGAGCUGCUCUCUGCAGUGGAUGCGGUGUCGACCACCGCCCCGAUCAUAAACAGCUUCGCCAGCGACCAGAGCACCUUCUUUAGCAACUUCGCGGCGUCGAUGAUCAACAUGGGGAAUAUAAGCCCAUUAACUGGGGAUCAAGGGGAGAUUAGGAAGAAUUGCAGGGUGGUUAAUGAUAGCUGAAGAAAUAUUGGUGUGGAAAUUUUUGUAGUUAAUGGUCUGUUUGUUUGCACGGAAGUGGGGUGGAACCGUGGAAGUGGGAAGGGGAAAGUGAUUUUCGGUGAAAACUGACUACUUCCGUUGUUUGGUUUAUUGUAAUUUUAUUACGGCCGAAAGUUUAGUUCACCCAAAAUACCAAAAUUGACUUCGCCCUUCCCAUGGGGCGAAGUCAAUUUCGGUGAAGUGAAAGGAGGCAAGAGUGGGAACUUAAUUAUGGUUGAUGUCUUACGGUUACACUCUUCUCAAUUGUGAAAGUAAUUAAAUUUUUUAUUUUGAUUGUA